This is a messenger RNA of Rotaria sp. Silwood1, 429 nucleotides long. Lineage: Eukaryota; Metazoa; Rotifera; Eurotatoria; Philodinida; Philodinidae. The record is from the annotation of a GenBank genome assembly.
AUGGGUUGCUUUCCAUCAGCAGAAGCUCUUGACUUUGAUACAAUACAACCACUUGUAUUACGAACGACUGGUGGUGUAGCUACAUACAGUGGUACUACCGAACGAGGUCGAUGUCAAACGUUAGGUAAUGCAGAAAUGGCAUUGAGUGAAGAUUGUUUUUAUUCACAAGUAUUGGGUGGUGGAUGUUGUGGAGAUCAAGGAUUAUUACGAAUACCAAUUUUAUCAGUUAGAGAUAUACGACAACAAGCUUAUUUCAAUGGACGUUAUCGUGCAGAUCAUCCUCAUAUGGUAAUAACUUAUGUUGUAACUGAUACAAAAGGAUCUCAUGAAUAUCAAGCUGGUUGGCAAAUGAAUGAAGUUGCCUAUAAACAAUGGAAAACAGCUAUCGAACAAUUAAGAGAUCGACAUCCAUCAUCUGAACUGGCAUAG